This is a messenger RNA of Hyaena hyaena (striped hyena), 2347 nucleotides long. RefSeq names its product kinesin light chain 4 (gene KLC4). Gene Ontology annotation, molecular function: kinesin binding. Gene Ontology annotation, biological process: axo-dendritic transport. The transcript has 16 exons. Gene Ontology annotation, cellular component: membrane-bounded organelle; cytoplasm; kinesin complex. The coding region runs from base 87 to 1937 and encodes 616 amino acids. The record is from RefSeq and is a predicted model, not a curated record. NCBI's taxonomy places the organism in Eukaryota, Metazoa, Chordata, Mammalia, Carnivora, Hyaenidae.
GCCAUGAUGAAUUUAAAGGGGCAGUACCGGCAAGGGCGGCAGCCAGACCGACAGACUGCGGCCCAGGCAAGGUCCCCCUGGCCAGGAUGUCAGGCCUGGUGCUGGGGCAACGGGAUGAGCCUGCAGGGCACCGGCUCAGCCAGGAGGAGAUCCUGGGAAGUACCCGGCUGGUGAGCCAAGGGCUGGAGGCCCUACACAGUGAACAUCAGGCUGUCCUGCAAAGUCUGUCCCAUACCAUUGAGUGUCUGCAGCAAGGAGGCCAUGAAGAAGGGCUGGUGCAUGAGAAGGCCCGGCAGCUGCGACGUUCCAUGGAGAACAUCGAGCUGGGGCUGAGUGAGGCCCAGGUGAUGCUGGCCUUGGCCAGCCACCUGAGCACAGUGGAGUCAGAGAAACAGAAGCUGCGGGCUCAGGUACGGCGGCUGUGUCAGGAGAACCAGUGGCUCCGGGACGAGCUGGCGGGCACCCAGCAGCGGCUGCAGCGCAGCGAGCAGGCGGUAGCCCAGCUGGAGGAGGAAAAGAAGCACCUGGAGUUCCUGGGGCAGUUGCGACAGUACGACGAGGAUGGGCACACUGCGGAGGAGAAGGAGGGUGAUGCCACCAAGGAUUCCCUGGAUGAUCUCUUCCCCAAUGAGGAGGAGGAAGACCCCAGCAAUGGCUUGUCCCGUGGCCAGGGCGCCCAGCACAGCGGAUAUGAGAUCCCAGCGAGGCUGCGGACACUGCACAACUUGGUGAUCCAGUAUGCCGCCCAGGGUCGCUAUGAGGUGGCCGUGCCGCUCUGCAAGCAGGCACUGGAGGACUUGGAGCGCACAUCUGGCCGCGGCCACCCCGAUGUCGCGACCAUGCUCAACAUCCUUGCUUUGGUGUAUCGGGACCAGAAUAAGUAUAAGGAAGCUGCCCACCUGCUGAAUGAUGCCCUCAGCAUCCGGGAGAGCACCCUGGGCCGGGACCACCCUGCUGUGGCUGCCACACUCAACAAUCUGGCUGUGCUCUAUGGCAAGAGGGGCAAAUACAAGGAGGCAGAGCCACUGUGCCAGCGCGCACUGGAGAUCCGCGAAAAGGUCCUCGGCACUGACCACCCAGAUGUGGCAAAGCAGCUGAACAACCUGGCCCUGUUGUGCCAAAACCAGGGCAAGUACGAGGCCGUGGAGCGCUAUUACCGGCGGGCACUGGCCAUCUAUGAGGGGCAGCUGGGGCCGGACAACCCUAACGUAGCCCGGACCAAGAACAACCUGGCUUCCUGUUACCUGAAACAGGGCAAAUAUGCCGAGGCUGAGACGCUCUACAAAGAGAUCCUGACCCGGGCCCAUCUGCAGGAGUUUGGGUCUGUGGAUGAUGACCACAAGCCCAUCUGGAUGCAUGCAGAGGAGCGGGAGGAAAUGAGCAAAAGCCGGCACCGAGAGGGUGGCACACCCUAUACUGAGUACGGAGGCUGGUACAAGGCCUGCAAAGUGAGCAGCCCGACAGUAAACACCACUCUGCGAAACCUGGGAGCUCUGUACAGGCGCCAGGGAAAGCUGGAGGCUGCUGAGACCCUAGAAGAAUGUGCCCUGCGCUCUCAGAAACAGGGCACUGACCCUAUCAGUCAGACCAAGGUGGCCGAGCUACUUGGGGAAGGUGACAGCGGAAGGACCUCUCAGGAGGGCUCUGGGGGCAGCGUGAAAUUCGAGGGAGGUGAAGAUGCUUCUGUGGCCGUGGAAUGGUCAGGGGAUGGCAGUGGGACCCUACAGAGAAGUGGUUCUCUGGGCAAGAUCCGGGAUGUGCUUCGUAGAAGCAGUGAACUCCUGGUGAGGAAGCUCCAGGGGACUGAGCCUCGGCCCUCCAGCAGCAACAUGAAGCGGGCAGCCUCCUUAAACUAUCUGAAUCAACCCAGUGCAGCACCCCUCCAGGUCUCCCGGGGCCUCAGUGCCAGCACCACGGACCUCUCUUCAAGCAGCUGACAUUCAACUGAGCCCCCAGGUCUGCUGGGUCUCCCCCCAGACAGCCCUCUCAGCAUUCCCUAUUGCUCCUGGCUCUUCCCGCCCCAAGGUGGGACAGUGAAGGGAGAGCAGUUAACCAGAAGAUUGCUGCUGCCCUAGGGUCUUGGCUCCCUCCUCAGGAAUCCGCCUCAGGAAGGACCCUCAGGACAUCCUCUCCCCCGUAGUCCUCUAGAGAAGCUAGCUCUGAGGCCCCCAAGAUGCAUAAAGAGCAGGUAUGCAUCUCAGAGAUGGAGUCUGCUGCUGGCUCUUCUGCCAGAGGGUUUGGGGCAGGCCAGCCAAGCUGCCCUUGCUCUGGCCUCUCUUGUUCCCUCUGCUGCCUCACUUCAGGUCCGUGUAUUUCACUUUUCUUAAAUAAAAGAAUCAGGUAACCA